AUGGAGCCUCACCUUAUCCUCCUCUUCAUAACAUCCACUCUCUUCCCAUUUCUCACUUUAUCUCAACCCACCGGAAAGAUAACCCUCGGAGCCUCUAUCUGCGCAAACGACACCUCUCCACCAUGGCUUUCGCCUUCGAAAGAGUUCGCCUUCGGCUUCCAACCCCUUUCGAAAAACAACAACAGUUCUUAUUAUGUGCUCUCGAUAUGGUUCGAUAAAAUCCCUCCAAAAACCAUAGUCUGCACCGUGAUUCUCCGCUCGACCCUCCCGGCCGCGGAUUACUAUUUCCGGGCCACCAUCGAUUUCGACGGCGUCUUUUCCCUCUACCACUAUCCGAAAAAGUUCGACAGAAAUUCGAAGUGGGAAAUUUCCUCCGGCGGUACCUUGCCGGAAAACGUGUGCCUCGCCAUUACAGGAGACAAGGGCAGUGGGGCCUGCGGGUACAACAACGUGUGUAGCCUCAAGGACGGGAGGCCCGUGUGCCGAUGCCCCGACGGGUUCGUGCUGGUCGACCCAGAAAACGAGUACGGGGACUGCAGGGCAAACUUCAGCGGGGACUGCCUAGGCCGGGCCGGGCCAGGCCGGUAUCGGCUGGUAACGGUUCGGGAUGUGGACUGGCCGUUGAACGACUACCAGCAGAUAAACCCGAGCACGCAAGAAGAGUGUCGUGACGGUUGUCUGAAUGAUUAUCUGUGUGGGGCCGCCAUUUUCAGAAGCAACAGCUGCUGGAGAAAGAGGCUGCCUUUGUCUAAUGGGAGGGUUGAUACAAGUUUGGGCGCUUCGGCCUUUCUCAAGGUCAGGAGGUAA
Messenger RNA from Striga hermonthica, 807 nucleotides. NCBI's taxonomy places the organism in Eukaryota, Viridiplantae, Streptophyta, Magnoliopsida, Lamiales, Orobanchaceae. The record is from the annotation of a GenBank genome assembly.